This is a messenger RNA of Diversispora eburnea, 317 nucleotides long. Lineage: Eukaryota; Fungi; Glomeromycota; Glomeromycetes; Diversisporales; Diversisporaceae. The record is from the annotation of a GenBank genome assembly.
AUGAGGUUAUAUGGGCAAGCUCAAAACCGGCUGGAUGAAUGCCGAGAGGAAUGCUACCAAAUAAGAGAAUCUUUGGAAGGGGCUCAUGAAGAUAUUACAGAAGGUGAGUUCGCAUAUGAUGAGUUAAAGCAGAAAUUACGCAUCUUAGGAUUAACUCAUAUUGCAUGGCGAGCUCGUAAUUUAAGACAGGUUCAAAUCUUAAACGUGGAAUUUAAUACAGCGAAGAUCGCUUGGAGGAAUCAAAAAGAUAGAAAUCGGCAUAUUACUCAAGAAUUGCAAAAUUGUCAGAAACAUGCAGAAAUUUACAAAAUGAUAAG